AUGUUAACUGUACUUGCCGAUUGUGUUUUGUAUGAACAACCACCUGUUCGUCGACAAAAAUUGGAACAUCUUAUCAUUGAGCAUGUUCAUCAACGAGAUGUUAUUCGUAAUCUGAUAAGAAGCGAUGUUAAUUCACCUCGUGCUUUUGAUUGGCUCAGUCAAAUGCGCUUCUACUUUGAUCCAAAACAAUCUGAUCCUUUACGACAGGUUUCAAUCCAAAUGGCUAAUGCAAAAUUCCAGUACGGUUUUGAAUAUCUGGGUUUGAAUGAUCGCCUUGUUCAAACUCCACUCACUGACCGUUGUUACUUAACUAUGACGCAAGCUCUUGAAGCUCGCCUUGGGGGAUCGCCAUUCGGUCCAGCAGGAACAGGGAAAACUGAGUCAGUAAAGGCUUUGGGAACUCAAUUGGGCCGAUUUGUUCUUGUUUUUAAUUGUGACGAAACAUUUGAUUUCCACGCGAUGGGUCGAAUUUUUGUUGGAUUGUGCCAAGUUGGAGCUUGGGGAUGUUUUGAUGAAUUCAAUCGUUUGGAAGAGCGAAUGCUUUCAGCUGUUUCGCAACAGGUACAAGGUAUUCAAGAGACUCUUCGAGAUAUGGCAAGCUCACAAAAGAACUCUACCAAAGAAUCUGUUACUGUUGAGCUUCUUGGAAAACAAGUUAGUGUUCAUCCUGAUAUGGCUAUAUUUAUCACUAUGAAUCCUGGAUACGCCGGACGUUCUAAUCUACCAGACAAUUUGAAGAAACUUUUCCGUUCAUUAGCUAUGACCCAACCGGAUAGACAGUUGAUUGCACAAGUUAUGCUGUACUCUCAGGGCUUCCGAACAGCGGAAAAAUUAGCUAGCAAGAUUGUCCCUUUUUUCCAACUUUGUGAUGAACAGUUAUCUGCACAAUCACAUUAUGAUUUUGGUUUAAGAGCUCUGAAAUCAGUAUUGGUUUCAGCUGGUCAUGUAAAACGAGAACGUAUUCGAAAAUUAAAAGAAGAUAUUUUGUCACGUGGAGAAACGGUCAAUGAAACAUCAAUCGCAGAGUCUUUGCCUGAACAAGAAAUACUUAUUCAAUCAGUAAUGGAAACAAUGGUACCAAAAUUGGUCGCUGAAGAUAUUCCUUUACUUUAUAGCCUACUUAAUGAUGUCUUCCCUGGAGUUCAUUACUCCCAAUCCGCUAUGGAGAAAUUACGCUGUGAAUUACGUCGUGUUUGUGAGGAAAUGUAUCUCGUCUAUGAUGAAUCUGGUCUUGAUAAUCAGAAUGGUAGUGAUGGUGCUGUACAAUUACCUGGAGGUAAUUCAGGUGCUAGCCUAUGGGUACAGAAAGUUUUACAACUUUAUCAGAUCACAUGCAUACAUCAUGGACUCAUGAUGGUAGGACCGUCAGGUAGUGGGAAAUCUACAGCUUGGCGUGUACUACUGAAAGCUUUAGAACGUGUAGAAGGUGUGGAAGGAGUUGCUCAUGUAAUUGAUCCAAAAUCAAUCAGCAAAGAAUCACUUUACGGCUGUCUUGAUCCCAAUACACGUGAAUGGUCAGAUGGUCUAUUCACUCACAUUCUGAGAAAAAUUAUUGACAGUAUUCGCGGCGAGUCUUUCAAAAGACAAUGGAUUAUUUUUGAUGGUGAUGUCGAUCCAGAAUGGGUAGAAAAUCUCAAUUCAGUUCUGGAUGACAAUAAACUUUUAACACUACCUAAUGGUGAACGUCUUAGCAUUCCACCAAAUGUUCGUAUAAUGUUUGAAGUGCAAGAUUUACGUUAUGCAACACUGGCUACCGUUUCGCGCUGCGGAAUGGUAUGGUUUAGCGAUGAUGUCGUCUCUCCUGAGCUCGUUAUGCAACAUUUCUUGCUUCAGUUACAAAACGUCCGUAUCGACGAAGGCGAGGAAGAGGCUCUUGGUUUCGGCGCUGCUACUGCCACUACUGUUCCCAGUAGCCCUUCAUCUAGCAGACAUCCUAGUCUUAUUGAUGAUACACCACCAACAAAUGUAGCUGUUAGUGCUUCGAUGCAGCUUCAACGAGAUAUUGCUUCAAUAUUAACUCCGUUCUUUGCUGAAGGUGGUUUAGUUGCAAGAUGUUUGGAAUAUGCUAAGGAUCUUGAACACAUAAUGGAUUUUAUGCCUUUGAGAUCAUUAACAAGUCUCUUUUCUAUCCUUAAACAAUGUACACGAAGCAUUUUAGCCUACAAUGUGACUCACCCAGAUUUUCCAAUGUCAUUGGAUAAAGUUGAAUCGUAUGUUACAAAAUGCCUUAUUACAGGUAUAAUUUGGUCUCUUUGUGGGGAUGGGAAAUUACAUGUUCGCGAACAACUUGGCUCAUAUAUUCGUGAAAUUACUACCGUUCCGAUGCCUCCGUCCGGUACACCUGUAAUUGAUUAUGAAGUUGCUUUGUCUGGUGAAUGGCAGCCUUGGGCUCAAAAAGUUCCAGUAAUCGAGAUUGAAACACAUAAAAUAACGUCGAUGGACGUUGUGGUACCGACGCUGGAUACCGUUAGACACGAAGCUUUGUUGUACAUGUGGUUAGCAGAGCAUCGUCCAAUGAUUCUAUGCGGUCCUCCAGGAUCUGGAAAAACCAUGACACUUUUCAGUGCAUUACGUAGCCUACCAGAUAUGGAGGUAGUGGGCCUUAAUUUCUCCAGUGCUACUACUCCAGAAUUGAUGUUAAAAACAUUUGAUCAAUAUUGUGAAUAUCGUAAAACACCAAAUGGUUUAGUAUUGGCACCUGUUCAACUAAAUAAGUGGCUAGUAUUCUUUUGUGAUGAAAUUAACUUGCCUAAUGAAGAUAAAUAUGGUACUCAACGUGUUAUUAGUUUUCUCCGACAAAUGGUUGAACAUGGUGGUUUUUAUCAAACUACAGAUAUGCAGUGGGUAAAAUUUGAACGUAUUCAAUUUGUCGGUGCAUGUAAUCCACCUACUGAUCCCGGUAGGAAACCACUUUCUCAUCGCUUCUUACGUCAUGUUCCCGUUGUAUAUGUUGACUAUCCUGGUGAAACAUCACUAAAGCAAAUAUAUGGGACAUUCAACCGUGCUAUGUUACGCCUUCUUCCUUCUCUUCGUCCACAAGCUGAUUCACUUACAAAUGCUAUGGUUGAAUUUUUCUUGAUGUCUCAAAAACGCUUCACACAAGAUAUGCAACCUCACUAUGUUUACAGCCCUCGUGAAUUAUCACGAUGGGUUAGAGGUAUACAUGAAGCUUUAAAACCUUUAGAUAGUCUCCCAUUAGAAGGUUUGGUGCGGAUAUGGGCUCACGAAGCGUUACGAUUGUUCCAAGAUCGUUUGAUCGAAGAAUCUGAGCGUCAGUGGACUGAUAUGAACAUAGAUGAAGUAGCGAUAAAAUAUUUCCCUACAAUAGACCGUGCGGUAGCCCUCCAACGACCAAUUCUCUUUAGUAACUGGUUAUCCAAGGAUUAUUCAUCAGUGGAGCAAGGACCAUUGCGUGAUUAUAUAAAAGCACGUCUAAAAGUAUUUUAUGAAGAAGAAUUAGAUGUACCUCUGGUAUUGUUUAAUCAAGUUUUAGAUCACGUUCUUCGUAUUGACAGAGUUUUUCGUCAACCACAGGGCCAUUUAUUGCUCAUAGGAGUCAGUGGAGCUGGUAAAACUACUCUGUCGAGGUUUGUUUCAUGGAUAAAUGGAUUAAGCGUAUUCCAAGUUAAAGUGCAUAAUAAAUAUACAGCAGAGAAUUUUGAUGACGAUUUAAGAAAUGUUUUACGCAGAGCUGGUUGUAAAGGUGAAAAGAUUACAUUCAUAAUGGAUGAAUCAAAUGUUUUGGACUCCAGUUUCCUUGAACGUAUUAAUACACUUCUGGCAAAUGGGGAAGUUCCUGGUCUUUUUGAAGGAGAUGAAUUCUCAGCUUUGAUGACACAAUGCAAAGAAGGAGCUAUACGCGAAGGACUCAUGAUCGACAGUCAUGAAGAGUUAUAUAAAUGGUUUACAUCUCAAAUAUGCACUAAUUUACAUGUUGUUUUCACAAUGAAUCCAUCAGCUGAUGGUCUGAAAGAUCGUGCCUCCACAUCUCCUGCACUGUUUAAUCGUUGUGUUCUCAAUUGGUUUGGUGAUUGGUCUUUAGAAGCUUAUUAUCAGGUUGGGAAAGAAUUCACUAUUAAAAUGGACAUGGAACGCCCGGACUAUAAAGUUCCUGAUAUCAUACCCUCUGUUGUUGAAGGGCUUCUUCCUGAAUGUCCCUCAUUCCGUGAAAUGGUUUCAAACGCCUUUGUUUUUGUCCAUCAAACACUGCACGAGGCUAAUCUUCGUCUACAAAAACGAGGUGCUCGUACUAUGUGGAUUACGCCAAGACAUUUCCUUGAUUUUAUUGCACAUUUUGUAAAUUUAAUGCAUGAAAAACGUUCAGAUUUGGAAGAACAACAGUUACAUUUACAUAUUGGAUUGCAAAAAAUCAAAGAAACUGUUGAACAGGUUGAAGUCAUGCAGAAAUCGUUAACACAAAAAAGUUUGGAAUUAGAACAAAUGAAUAAUGCAGCAAAUGAUAAAUUAAAACAAAUGGUUCAAGAUCAACAGGAAGCAGAGAAAAAGAAAACUAUGAGUCAAAGAUUACAAGAAGAAUUGACGAAUCAAGAAUUAUACAUUAAUGAGAAACGUACUUUAGUUAUGAAUGAACUUAGUCAAGUUGAACCGGCUGUUGCAGAAGCUAAACAAGCUGUCGAGGGAAUACGCAAAAGAGAUAUCCAAGAGAUAAGAGCUAUGAAAAAUCCUCCUCCCGUUGUCAAAAUGGCAGUGGAAUCUAUUUGCUUAUUGCUGGGCGAAGCAUCCACUGAUUGGAAUCAAAUUUUGAAAAUUCUUGUGAAAGAUUCAUUCGUUCCCAGCAUUAUCAAUUUUAACACCGAUGAUGUAACUGAUAGUAUCAGAGAUACAAUGAAAAAGAAGUAUAUCAGCAAUCCUGAUUAUAAUUUUGAGAAAGUUAACCGAGCUAGUAGUGCUUGUGGACCAAUGGUGAAAUGGGCUAUAGCUCAGAUAAACUAUGCGGAUAUAUUGAAGAAAGUUGAACCACUUCGAAAUGAAUUGAAAACAUUAGAGGCUGCUGCAACUACAAAUAAAGAGGAGGCGAAAAAUAAUGAAGUUACGAUUGCAGCGUUAGAGAAAAGCAUUGCUAAAUACAAAGAAGAAUACGCAGUUCUAAUCAGUCAAGCUCAAGCGAUUAAGUCAGAUUUGGCUACUGUGGAAGCAAAGGUUGCACGUUCUGUUGCAUUGAUUAAGUCGUUGAGUAACGAACGAGCUCGUUGGGAAAGUAGUUCUGAAACUUUUAAAUCUCAAAUGUCCACUAUAUUCGGUGAUUGUUUACUUUCUGCAGCAUUUAUGGCUUAUGCUGGUUAUUUUGAUCAACAUUUUCGUUCACGCUUAUUUGCCACGUGGUGUCAGCAUUUACAAUCUGUUGGUAUCCAUUUCCGUAAUGAUCUGGCUCUAGUGGAGUACCUAUCCAAUCCAGAUGAACGACUCAGAUGGCAGGCCAAUGCUCUUCCUGAUGAUGAAUUGUGUGUCGAGAAUGCUAUAAUACUACGACGCUUUAAUAGAUAUCCAUUGAUAAUCGAUCCGAGUGGUCAGGCGACUGAGUUUUUGGUAAAUGAAUAUAAAUCCAAGAAGAUUAUGAAAACAUCCUUCCUUGAUGACGCUUUCCGUAAAACUUUGGAAUCUGCCUUAAGAUUCGGUACACCGCUUCUCGUUCAAGAUGUAGAAUCGUACGACUCUAUUUUAAACCCGGUGCUCAAUCGAGAAGUUCGUAGAACCGGUGGCCGAACUCUGAUUACCAUUGGAGAUCAAGACAUUGAUCUAUCACCAACGUUUCGUAUUUUCUUAUCUACAAGAGAUCCCUCUGUCGAUUUCCCUGCUGAUGUUUGUUCUCGUGUGACCUUCGUGAAUUUCACCGUCACACGUGGAAGUUUACAAAGUCAAUGUCUUAAUGCAGCUCUUAAAGCUGAACGUCCUGAUGUGGAUGCGAAAAGAUCAGAUUUAUUAAAAAUGCAAGGAGAAUUUCAACUUAAAUUACGUCAUUUGGAGAAAGAUCUAUUACAGUCGUUAAAUGAAGCCAAGGGCAAUUUGUUAGAUGAUGACAAAAUUAUUACACAUUUGGAGACACUUAAGCAAGAAGCUGGGGAAGUAGCUAAAAAAGUUGAAGAAACUGAUGUUAUCAUGAAAGAAGUCGAAUCUGUAUCACAGCAAUAUGUAGCUCUUGCACAAUCAUGUUCAAGUAUUUAUUUCACUCUACAAGCAAUGAAUCAAGUACAUUUCCUUUAUCAGUACUCAUUACAAUUUCUAUUGGAUAUAUUCAAUUGUGUAUUAACUCAGAAUGUUCGAUUGAAAGAUGUAAAAGAUUGUGCUCAACGUUUACAAAUUAUAACAAAAGAUUUAUUCCAGGUAACUUAUAAUCGUAUUGCAAGGGGAAUGCUAUAUAAAGAUCAAAUUACCUUAUCUGUCUUAUUGGCACGUAUAUUUAUUAAAGGACAAAUCACUGGUAUACCUAAUAUUCAACAAAAUGGACUAGAAUCUGAAUUUACAUGUUUCCUUCAUGGACAAGAAACACUUAAGAAGGGAGGUGAUAAUUCGACUAGUGAUAAUGAUACUUCAUAUUUAGGGAAUAAAGGUCAAUGCUUGAAAGCAAAGCUUAAUGCCUUUAAAAAUCUAGAUAAAUUGAUUUCCCAAAAAAGUGAUAUAUUUAAAUCUUGGUUGGAAAGUGUUUCACCAGAAGCAGAUGUUCCUGAAUUGUGGGAAGCACCCAACUCACCAAAUGAUUGGUUUGGAGUUGUACGUAACCAGCUGUAUAGUCUACUUCUUAUUCAAGCUUUCCGUCCUGAUCGCAUUCUUGCUGCUGCCCAUCUUUUUGUCAUCACAUGUUUUGGACAAAACUUUAUGGAGUCGGCUCGUGGUCAUUUAGAAUUAAUGUCAAUUGUGGAGCAUGAAAUCCGAGCUAAUAUACCAGUUUUAUUGUGUGCUGCACAAGGUUUCGAUCCAAGUGGUCGAGUGGAAGAUCUAGCAAAUGAACACAACAAACAACUAACAAGUAUAGCUAUUGGGUCUGCUGAAGGUUUCUCACAGGCUGAUAAAGCAAUCAAUUCUGCAGCAAAAAGUGGAAAAUGGGUUAUGUUGAAAAAUGUUCAUUUGGCCUCUGGAUGGUUGGUACAAAUGGAGAAGAAGCUUCAUAGUGUACAACCUCAUCCAAACUUCCGACUAUUCCUUACAAUGGAAAUAAAUCCCAAGCUACCCGUAAAUGUACUACGUUCUGGCCGUGUUUUAGUGUUUGAACCGCCACCUGGUAUUAAGGCAAGUCUUUUACGGACAUUUGCUAACGUUCCUGCCAGUCGGAUUUCUCGUGCGCCUGCUGAAAGAGCUCGCCUUUACUUCCUACUCGCUUGGUUUAAUGCUGUGGUACAAGAACGAUUACGUUAUGUUCCUUUAGGUUGGUCUAAACGAUACGAAUUUAAUGAAUCUGAUCUCAAAGUUGCUUGUGAUACCAUUGAUACUUGGGUUGACAUGGCAGCAUUAGGACGUUCGAAUUUAUCACCUGAUAAAGUACCAUGGUCUGCAUUACGUACGUUAUUAGGACAAUGUAUUUAUGGUGGUAAAAUUGAUAAUCUCUUCGAUCAGCGUUUAUUGGAAACUUUCCUCAGUGUUUUGUUUACAGAAUCUAGCUUUGAACACGAUUUCCCUCUUGUUCGGAAUGUCGAUGGACAAGUAGGUAAAAAUAUCGUGACACCAGAUGGCAGUUCACGCGAUGAGCUCUUAUCAUGGAUUUCAAAGUUACCUGAUGUUCAAACUCCUUCUUGGCUUGGUUUACCGAACAAUGCAGAGAAAGUGCUUCUAACUAAUUUAGGAAGUGAAAUGAUUAGUAACCUCUUGAAGCUACAGGAAGCUAUCAGUGAUGAUGACUCAAUUGUUGUAAGCACUGGAUUAGAUCGUAAAAAGUCUGUAGUGGAUACUGACACUCGACCUUUGUGGAUGCGUCAACUUUUAACUAGUGCUACAACUUGGCUUUCGCUUUUACCGGAUGCUUUAAAACCGUUGAUGCGUACACCUGAAAAUUUACGUGAUCCACUUUAUCGAUUUUUUGAAAGGGAAGUUAAUACUGGUUGUAAUCUUUUAACAACAGUUCGAGGAGAUCUUAGUGUUGUUAUUGCUGUAUGUGCUGGUGAACGAAAACCAACAAAUCAUCAUCGGCUUCUGAUGUCUGACUUAACAAAAGGAAUCAUUCCAAAAGAUUGGCGCCGUUACACUUUCCCUGAAGGUCUAACUGUCAUACAAUGGAUAAAUGACUUUGUGUCUCGUUUAAGACAAUUACUAUUAGUAACUGAAACAUCUUCGAAUGGGGUCGCUGGUCUGAGAGAUAUUCAGGUUUGGUUAGGUGGACUUUUUAUGCCUGAAGCUUACAUUACAGCUACUAGACAAUUUGUUGCUCAAUCUAAUGGCUGGGCUCUUGAAGAAUUAUACUUAGAUGUAGAACUUGUAAUCGUAGGAAAAGGUAAGAAACCACCUCAACUUCCUUCAUCAAAUUCUGGAGCGUUUGUUGUUCGAGAUUUAUGGUUAAUGGGUGCAGAACCGUUGAAUGCAACUACAAUUCAAUUAUCAAGUUCCAUUUCAGUUGAACUCCCAGUUACAGUAUUAAAGUGGAUCAAAUUAUCUAAUGAUGAACGAGUUGAACGAUUCUUAGAGAAAGAAGGUAAUGUACGAUUACCAGUUUAUAUGAACGGUUCACGUAAUGUUGUACUAUUCACCUUACAAAUGAUGUCCUCUGAAUCAUCUAAUCGUUUCUACGAACGUGGUGUUGCUUUUCUUGCAUCAUCUCUUGCCUGA
Schistosoma mattheei is the source of this 8772-nucleotide messenger RNA. Lineage: Eukaryota; Metazoa; Platyhelminthes; Trematoda; Strigeidida; Schistosomatidae. The record is from the annotation of a GenBank genome assembly.